Plodia interpunctella (Indianmeal moth) is the source of this 2197-nucleotide messenger RNA. RefSeq names its product Activator-recruited cofactor subunit 42 (gene Arc42). The record is from RefSeq and is a predicted model, not a curated record. Gene Ontology annotation, biological process: butyrate catabolic process; fatty acid beta-oxidation using acyl-CoA dehydrogenase. Gene Ontology annotation, molecular function: flavin adenine dinucleotide binding. Gene Ontology annotation, cellular component: mitochondrion. Bases 285 to 1508 code for a protein of 407 amino acids. The transcript is spliced from 5 exons. NCBI's taxonomy places the organism in Eukaryota, Metazoa, Arthropoda, Insecta, Lepidoptera, Pyralidae.
CCGUUGUACAAGGUGGUUACUUACCUACUAAAUCAAUGGAUAGGACAGAUACAUAGACACAGAUACAUAGAUAGAGAAAGCUAUGCAUCAAGACCAAGCAAGAAAACUAUAAAGACGAUGGACGAGUAUCACAUCAAAUGUUUUUCGCUCCAUUUCUAAACGUAACUACGACGACUACUACUACUACGAGGCGGACGAGAGAGAAGCAGAGUUCAAAGUGCUAGAGUUAGAGGCUAACAUUUAUAAUUUUUAUUUGUAAUUUUCUUUCCAUAUACCUAUAAAAAAUGUUAAAUUCUUUUAGUAAAACGAUUCAGAUUCUUGCACCAAGUGUUCGUCAUUCAAGAUGCAUAGCUUCUCUUUCUGCAUUGCCCGAAACUCACCAAAUGUUAUACAAGACAUGUAGAGACUUUGCUGAAGCGGAAUUGAAGCCUAACGCAGCCAAAUAUGACAGAGAUCAUUUAUAUCCCGGUGAUGCUAUAAAAAAAAUGGGAGAACUAGGAUUGAUGGCCAUUGCGACUCCAGAAGAGCUCGGUGGGACUGGUUUGGAUUAUUUGGCGUAUGCUAUAGCUCUGGAAGAGAUCUCUCGAGGUUGUGCAUCUGCUGGCGUCAUCAUGUCAGUUAACAACUCAUUAUAUCUUGGACCACUGCUUGGAUGGGGCACAGAUAAACAAAAAAACGAAUUUGUUACACCAUUUGUUGAUGGACAAUCAGUAGGGUGUUUUGCUCUAUCGGAACCUGGGAAUGGCUCUGAUGCUGGUGCUGCGUCAACCACAGCUAAAGACAAAGGUGAUAAGUGGCUCUUAAAUGGAACAAAAUGCUGGAUAACUAAUGGUUAUGAGAGUAAGGCUUCAGUUGUAUUCGCCACCACAGAUAAGAGUUUAAAACAUAAGGGCAUAUCUGCAUUUAUUGUGCCAAAGCCAAUCAAGGGAUUGGAAUUAGGGAAGAAGGAAGAUAAACUUGGUAUUAGAGGUUCAUCCACUUGUUCUUUAAUGUUUGAAGACUGUGAGGUUCCAAAAGAGAAUAUCUUGGGAGAGCCAGGCUUUGGUUUUAAGAUUGCAAUGAUGACACUAGAUGCUGGUAGGAUUGGCAUUGCUUCACAGGCGCUAGGUAUUGCACAGGCAUCACUAGACGUGGCUGUUGAAUAUGCGUCAAAAAGGAUAGCUUUCAACAAGCCCAUCAUGAAGCUUCAAUCUAUUCAGAACAAGUUAGCCGACAUGGCCCUGAGACUGGAGUCUGCAAGGUUGCUCAAUUGGCGCGCAGCUUGGCAAAAGGACAACAAAAAACCAUACACUAAAGAGGCUGCAAUGGCUAAAUUGGCUGCAUCUGAAGCAGCCACAUUCUGUUCACAUCAGUGUAUACAGAUUCUCGGUGGGAUGGGCUAUGUGUCUGAUAUGCCAGCAGAAAGGCACUACCGCGACGCUCGUAUCACGGAGAUUUAUGAAGGAACCUCAGAGAUUCAAAGGCUAGUCAUUGCAGGGCAGAUAAUAAAGGAAUAUGAUCUGAACUAAUGCAUAAUAAUAACACAGCUACUAAUAUUCCUAAAGAGCACUAUGCCUAAAGCAAGCAUUAGUGUCUAUGUCCUGCACACGGGCAUACUUAUGGCAGCAAAGUUUAUUAAUUUACAAUAUACAAAUACUCUACAAUUUACAAAGUUCUAUAAUCUUUUUCAGAAAUUUGCAUAAUAUUAUAAGAAAUUUAAUAUCUAUAUUUAAGAUCCUAUUCUGCCUGUAUUUAUAUGUAGUAAAGAUGUCGUUUAUAUCUUGUUUAUAAGCAGUCAUAUACUCAAUGUUCGCAGCUAAGAUGAGCCAUAAAUAUACUGUCACCUCAAUACGAUUUAAUAUUAUUAUAAGUAUAGUAUAAUCAUAAGUGUUACUAUUGAGAACAGGGUUUGAUAAAGACGUGUUGUAUAUACUGCUAUAAUUUAAUAACAAAAUGAAACAUGAAAUUUGAGAAAGAUUUUUAUAUUCAAUUAUACAAAUCAAGUCCUGGAUAAAAUAAAAACUUUGAUAACAUUUCAUCAGCAGCAUUAGUUGUGUUUAUAUAUAAGAAAAGUAUUUAUAUUACAUAAAAAGAAUAUACCACUCAAUAUUUUUACUGUAAAGGAUUACUCAUUUUUAAAUAUUGUCAUUAAAACUUAUACAAUAAAUGCACAUAAGAAAUACUUUAAUUUGUGAAAAUAAAGUUUUUUUAUACAAAA